Messenger RNA from Penicillium antarcticum, 1047 nucleotides. RefSeq lists its product as uncharacterized. The record is from RefSeq and is a predicted model, not a curated record. NCBI's taxonomy places the organism in Eukaryota, Fungi, Ascomycota, Eurotiomycetes, Eurotiales, Aspergillaceae. The transcript is spliced from 2 exons. The coding region runs from base 1 to 1047 and encodes 348 amino acids.
AUGCUAGAAUUUCUCAAAAGGGGGUUCCAAAAGCCCCCAGCAAAGCUAUACGGCCUCGACCAUGCCGUCCUCAACAUCCAACUCCCACCGCAAUCAAUGUGGAUGAAUAUGGGAUAUUGGGAGCACACAAACGACUUCCCAACAGCAUGUGAAGCCCUCCUAGAGCAAGUUGUCACAACAGCUCUAUCAACAGAGAAUGCAUCCUAUGUGCGGAUCCUAGAUGUUGGAUGCGGAUGCGGUGAUCAAUCUUUGUACCUGCACAGAACUUUAGGAACUUCAUCUCCCACUUCAACAGGCUUUGGCAGCCCAGAUGUACAGGUUUCAAGGCAAGGUCUUCGUUUUCGACAUCCUGGAACAGAGGGUCUACCAUCAUCUCUACCAAAUUUGGAAUCUUACAUCGGAAUAACACUUGAAAAAGCGCAAGCUUCAUUCGGCUCCAGCCGUCUACGAGACCUCCAAAGCGAAAGCUCAACCGCCAACAUUCCAGCAGAGAUAUUCUGCGCCGACGCUGGAAAUCCAAAAUGUUGGACUGGCGACCUGAAAGUAUCAGUCACAGCUCUUGAAACAACCUCGCCCACCCCCGAAUCUUCAACAUGGCUCCUAGCCCUAGACACAAUGUACCAUUUUCGACCAACCCGCCUUCCACUUCUAACAUACGCCCAAAACAACCUUAACGCAAACCUCAUGGCCUUCGAUCUAAUCAUGGCCGAUAACAUCCCCUGGCAUCAAAAUUUAUUGUUGAGGGUUCUGUGCUGGUUAACGAAUACGCCAUUUGGGAAUCUCGUUUCGAGAAGUGAAUAUGUGGACAUGCUACUCUCGGCUGGGUAUGACCGGUCUCAAAUUGAGAUGAGGGAUGUGACUAAAUUUUGCUUUCCGGGAUUGGCAGAUUUCAUUGAGCGAAGGGUUGGGGAGGGUGUAUCGUUUGGUUUGAAGAUGGGGAAAUUUAAGGUUGCUAGAUUGAUGUUUGCUUGGUGGGCUAGGGGGGAUAUUGUGAGGGGUGUCAUUGUUGUUGCGAGGGGCAAGGUGGAGGGAAAUGAGGGAAAAUGA